UCGACUUCGAUAGACGGUCUAUUAUCGGGAUGUGUGUAUAUGUAAAUAUAUAGAAAUUAUAAAAAUUAGGCUUCCAAAUACAAGAUAAACUAGAGUGCUAUCGGAGAAAUGGCCGCCGCCGAGACAGGUGCAGCAGCCAGCGGCAGUAGGGCGUCCGCGGGGCAGCGCGGUGUCAGCCGCGUUCUUGCCAAGCUGUCGCAAUCCUUGGCCGGAGGAGAGUUCUACGAGGCUCACAUGAUGUACAGGACUUUGUACUUUCGGUAUACGGCGCAGAAGCGCUACCAGGACUGCCUGGACCUACUCUUUGAGGGGGCCCAGCAGCUGAUAGACAAGGAGCAGGAGAGCAGCGCGGCCGACCUGUGUCUACUGCUGGUGGAUACGCUGGAGAAGCGGGGUCCCCUGGACGAGGGCGACGACAACUUUGUAUGGGUGGCCCGCCUGGGAGCCCUAAUCCGAAGCCUCAGCGCCGCGACAGUGGAGCGCGAGACUCUGAUCCAACGGACCAUCAAGUGGAGUACGGCGCUGCAUGGACAGUACGGCCACCCAGUGCUACACAAGCUGAUUGCGCACGUAUUCUGGACUGAGGGCAACAUCGAGCUGGCCCGCCACCACUACCUGCUCUGUCAGGACGGCAGUCUCUGCGGACGAGUGCUAAUCGAGAUAAGCCAGAGCAGAGGCUUCCAGGGCGAAGUGGACCUAUUUCUGGUGCAAGCCGUGCUGCAACAGUUGUCGCUAAAAGAUCGCAAGACCGCCGAGGACACGUUCACCGAGUACACGCGCUACCAUGCGAAGCUGCUGCGACACGAGUUUCCCUUCAAGGAGCCACUGGUAAACUUCUUGUACUUCCUGUUCCGUCUCAUCGAUGUCAAGAGCGUGUCCGGGUUCCGAGCGCUGCGCAAGCUCUACGAUCCCUCGCUCAAGCGCGACCUAUCGUUCCUGAAGUACGUGGCGAAGAUCGGUGUGCUCUACUUUGACGAGCAGCCUGAGGUGACCCACACUGCACCAGGACUGGGAGGGAUGUUCGGAGACAUAUUAAAUCGGCUAAUGGCGGGCUUUGAUGAGGACGACGGGGAGGGAGAUCAGGACACGACGCCUGGUCGACAAAGCGCCAGCAACGAAUUGGACUAGCAUCGAGCAGGGCUCCGUGCAAGGCCGCUCCCCUUAGACGGUGCGUAGCAGCAGAGGAUCACUUUUUUCCUUCUGUACUGUACUGUACUGCGUCGUUCAAGGUCGCCGAAGUUUUUAGGCAACAAUUCAUCGGGCUAUUCUUGUUAUAAUUUUAUUGUGCUGUACGCAAAAGUCGCGAUAAAUCCAAUGUAGAUUCCAAUGUUUCAUAUGGAAAUUAAAAAUAACAUUUCACAA
This is a messenger RNA of Drosophila serrata, 1362 nucleotides long. Its product is annotated as Golgi to ER traffic protein 4 homolog. Gene Ontology annotation, cellular component: BAT3 complex; cytosol. NCBI's taxonomy places the organism in Eukaryota, Metazoa, Arthropoda, Insecta, Diptera, Drosophilidae. The record is from RefSeq and is a predicted model, not a curated record. Gene Ontology annotation, molecular function: protein binding. Gene Ontology annotation, biological process: protein insertion into ER membrane.